CGUUGCUUUUGUCGCACACACAAAAUCGUUGUUGUUUGUGUUUUGGGCGUCAGAUGACACAGUUGCGUCUGUGUGCCAUCAUCACAGCAUCGUGCACGUUACUUGAAGCACGACGGGACGGGGCGUGGCUGUACACCGCGUCGUCAGAUCGCACCAUCACGCCAUCGUCCGUGCAUGGGCGCACACUGCUGCCGCGCAUCAAAUGCGGUGGCACCAAUCACAGGCAACGAGCACGAAGCACAGCAGCAGCAGCACUUCAACAAGGUGAAGCAGGGGCAGGUUCAGAGGACUGGAUCGCCAGUUGCGGUGGCUGCGACGGCGGCAUGGGGUGCAGCAGCUCAGAGCAACCAAGCUACGGACCAAGGCGCAACUCGAGACACGGCAGCAGCAGCACCAGUGUCAAGUGCAACAGUCGCGCACGCAGAAGCGGAAGCGGCAGCCGCCAAGCCCUAUGCGAGUGUGUCAGACAGGGAGGAUGUGCGUACUCCAGGCGGUGCGGAUGACAGCGCUGCACCUGCAGAACACAUGGCAGAGCCUUCAUCCAGCGAUGUGCUCCCGGGGCAAGUUGUGACUGAGACAGACGACAGGCCUACUGCAUCUGCGGUUGAGGAUGACGGCACGCGAGACCUGGAGAAUCCAUCGCGAUCAUCGUUGGCAGCGGCUGCAACUGCGGCCGUCGCUGUGCACCGAACUGUGCUUGACAUGGAUGAAACAAGCUGGAGUACGGAUCGUCCUGACCUUCUCAUUGAACCGGUUUCGCCCGUGGCUGAUCGUACUGGUCGCGAGGGUGUUGAGGCAGCUGCGGGGACACAGUUGACGGUGGUGCAGGGUCCAACCAGCACCGUGCGCACCACACCACGCAUUCGCAAGCUCCAAGAACGUCUACAUUUCGUCCGCUCUCCAUUUGAAGGCAACAGACACCCGGUUUCGCCAAAGAUCCGGCAAGUACAGCUUGAGAUUGGCUUCAUCAAGCCAGCGCCGCUCCGCGACCCCUUCCAGAGCAUGUGGCCCUCUGCGCGCAGCACGGCGACAGAAAGCAGCAGUAAUCUUAUUCUUGACAGCGACCCCAUUCAGACCCAACAGCCGUCGUAUCCAACGGACACGGACAGCACAAUUUAAUCGACUUCGACCCAGAAUCUACGAUUCGCACAUGCACAUGGCUGAUGUACGCAUUUGUUUUAUCAGACGUAAAUAUCCACCGCA
This is a messenger RNA of Salpingoeca rosetta, 1203 nucleotides long. RefSeq lists its product as uncharacterized. The transcript is spliced from 3 exons. Bases 175 to 1119 code for a protein of 314 amino acids. The record is from RefSeq and is a predicted model, not a curated record. NCBI's taxonomy places the organism in Eukaryota, Choanoflagellata, Craspedida, Salpingoecidae.